Molecule: messenger RNA, 1076 nt
Organism: Formica exsecta
Lineage: Eukaryota; Metazoa; Arthropoda; Insecta; Hymenoptera; Formicidae
Gene: bug
Product: thioredoxin domain-containing protein 15
Exons: 4
Coding region: 173-934 (253 amino acids)
Biological process (GO): cilium assembly
Cellular component (GO): cilium
Source: RefSeq, a predicted model, not a curated record
AAACCUAUUAUAUAUAAUCUAUAAAUAUCAGAUUUCUUAAAUAUAUUAAUCUAUGUAACAGAAAAAUAAUAAAAUUGUGUAAUUUAAUCAAUUUUUUAAAACAGGUAUUUAUUGAUUAUCUGUAUCAUUUUUAGUUACUAGUAUAACUAGCAAAGAGACUACGGAACAAGUUAUGACACAAGCAAUUGUCGAAAAUACUUUUACUCAACAAGAAAAUGAACAAGUAUAUACAAGUGAGGAAAAAGAUCCUGUAAAAAUAAAUGCUGAAGUGGCAGUAAAUGUCACUAAUACGAUCUCAACUAAUAUUACAAAAAUUAAUUGUUCAUCGGAGAAGAUAUAUGGUCCUGUUGAGAUUGUCAAUGCAACAAGGCUUAUGGAGUUAUUAAUCUUAGAACCUGGUCCAUCUAAUCGCUCAAGAAAUGACAAAGAUGAUAAACAGUUACCAGGAACAUGUGUUGUAGUAUUAUUUUAUGCUAGAUGGUGCAUAUUUAGUAGUCAAGCUGCACCACAUUUUAAUGCCAUACCACGUUCAUUUCCUCAUAUUAAAGCCGUGGCCAUUGAUGCUAUAAAACACCAAAGCUUCAAUGCUCAGUAUGGAAUAGUUGGAGUGCCAACAUUGAUGCUAGUUCACAAUGGCAAGCCUGUCGCCAAAUUCAAUGAUACUAUUUAUACCCUGGAAUUGUUUGCCAAAUUUGUAUCUCAUCUGACAAAUUUGCAACCGAAUGGUUCACUGUAUGUUACAUCGGCGGAUUUCAUGGGACCGGUUGCAAGCACGCCUUCCAAUGAAGUGGACUAUUGUCUAGUGUUGUCAUGGAUCUUUAUCAUUGCUUGCAUGUUGUACUUUACAUCGCGCAGCAGAUGGUGGCAACAGUUUAUCGAGCUCAUUCAGAAUACUUGGCGUGAGAGUAACGCACAACACGAACAUGUCGACUAAAUAACAUAUUUUAUUAUUAAUAAUUGAGUUAUUUAUUCAUAAAAGCUUUGUAAAUAUAUGUAUAUAUAAUAUAAAUAAUAUGUUUAUAUAUAUAGAUAUAUAGAAGAAGAAAAGUAAAUAUAUAAGAUGUAGAGUUAUUUUA